AUGAGGGUCGUGGAAGUCAUCAUUGACGGCUUCAAGUCGUAUGCCGUUCGGACGGUAAUAUCAGGCUGGGAUGAGAGCUUCAAUUCGAUCACGGGCCUCAAUGGCAGUGGCAAAUCAAAUAUUCUCGACGCUAUUUGCUUCGUUUUAGGCAUCACGAACAUGUCGACAGUUCGAGCUCAGAAUCUUCAAGACUUAAUAUACAAGCGCGGGCAGGCCGGUGUCACCAAGGCUAGCGUGUCCAUCGUUUUCGACAACAGAGAUACCAAAAAAUCGCCGAUCGGCUUCGAGGAGUAUGCGAGCAUCAGUGUGACACGCCAAAUCGUGUUGGGAGGCACGUCUAAAUAUCUUAUCAACGGCCACCGUGCACAGCAACAGACCGUUCAAAACCUCUUCCAGUCAGUGCAGCUCAACAUCAACAAUCCCAAUUUCCUCAUCAUGCAAGGUCGAAUCACCAAGGUGUUGAACAUGAAAGCAGUAGAGAUCCUGGCCAUGAUCGAGGAAGCUGCUGGAACGAGGAUGUUCGAGGAUCGCCGAGAUAAGGCACUUAAAACUAUGGCCAAAAAGGAAUUAAAGCUUCAGGAACUGCGGGAAUUACUCAAAGAUGAGAUCGAACCAAAACUGGAAAAGCUCAGGACCGAAAAGAGAGCAUUCCUUGAUUUUCAGCAGACUCAAAAUGACCUGGAGCGUCUUACAAGAGUCGUUGUCGCAUACGACUACGUCAGGUGCCAGGAGAAGCUCACGCAAUCAGCUGCGGACUUGGAAGAGAAGAAGAAGCGUCAUAAAUUUUUAGAAAAAUCUGCCGACCGCCUCAAGAGCGAAUUGUUUCACUUGGAGGAAGACAUUAAAAAGGUCAGGGUGCAACGUGACAAAGAGGUCAAGAAAGGUGGGAAAGCACAGGCACUGGAAAAAACUCUGAAGGAGCACGCAAACGAGCUAGUCCGUCUUGCCACCGUCAUGGAUCUGAAGAAUACGAGCUUAAACGAGGAAAAGGAUAAAAGGGAAACUGUAGAGAAAUUGGUUUCGGAACUAGACGCUGCGCUGGAUGGCAAGACUGCAGCUUUCAAUCGUGCCAAGGCGUCCUAUGACGAGGCAAAGGAUGACUUGACCAAGAAAACUCAGGAUGUCGAGUCCAAAGAGGAGCUCCUACAGACUCUACAAACUGGCGUCGCCUCAAAAGACGGCCAAGAGAAUGGUUACCAAGGCCAACUUCAGGAUGCACGGAACCGAGCUACAGCCGCGGCUACAGAGCAAGAACAGGCCAAGAUCAAGAUUACACAUUUGCAGAGCCGCGUGAAGGAGGAGGAACCGCGUGCUAGAAAAGCAAAAGAACAGAACGCAGGCCUUCUUCGUGAUCUUGACGGAUUGAAACAUCAGGCGCAGCAGCUCGAGAAGGAGCUCGCGAAGCUUGGUUUCGAACCCGGUCAAGAAGAAGAAAUGUAUAAGCGAGAAUCUUCUCUACAGCAAACGAUAAGGUCGCUUCGUCAUGACUCGGACAAGCUCAAGCGCCAAGUCGCCAACAUAGAUUUCAAUUACGCUGAUCCCGUUCCGGGGUUCGAUAGGUCAAAAGUAAAGGGCCUCGUCGCGCAACUUUUCACGCUCGAAAAGGAACAUGUUCAAGCCGGUACAGCUCUUGAAAUCUGCGCAGGUGGCCGACUAUAUAACGUCGUCGUUGACUCCGAGGUUACGGGUACACAGCUGCUUACAAAAGGCAAGCUACGCAAACGGGUGACAAUCAUCCCUCUCAACAAGAUUGCUGCUUUCAAAGCAUCGGCCCAAAGCAUCGCAACUGCGCAGAGUCUUGCCCCUGGUAAGGUCGACCUGGCGCUGUCACUGGUCGGGUAUGACGAACAAGUGUCAGCUGCCAUGGAAUAUGUAUUUGGGAACACGUUGAUCUGCGCUGAUGCAGAAACUGCCAAGCGUGUUACAUUUGAUCCGCAGGUCAAAAUGCGAAGCAUUACUCUGGAAGGGGAUGCAUAUGAUCCGUCUGGUACCUUGUCGGGAGGCAGUUCUCCUAAUUCCAGCGGUGUGCUGGUAACGCUUCAGCAGCUGAACAACAUCAGCCGACAGCUCAAUGAUAUGGAGCAAUCUCUCAGGGAUGUGCAAAUCGUAAUUGCCCAAGAGAAGUCCAAGCUGGAUCAGGCUCGACGCAUUAAGCAGGAUCUAGACCUGAAACGCCACGAAAUCAAACUUGCUGAAGACCAAAUCAGCGGUAAUUCUUCUUCGUCAAUCAUCCAAGAGAUUGAGAACAUGAAGGCUAGCAUUGCUGAACUUCAGGAGGGUAUCACUCAGGCCAAGUCACGCCAAGCAGAAGCAAACGCCGACGUGAAGAGAAUCGAGAAAGAUAUGAAGGACUUUGACACGAACAAGGACGCAAAACUCGUUGAACUCCAGCAGUCUCUGGAUAAGUUGCGAACUAGCCUCGAUAAAAGAUGCUCAACGGUCAAAACAUUGCAAAAGGAACUUCAGAGCGCACAACUCGAUCUGGAGCAAGUCAGCGCUGACUUGUCAGCAGCGCGCGAACAAGCGCAAGAAGCGGAGCUCGGAAUCAAGGCAGCCAUGCAGGACGUGGAGAAUCUGUCGAAGCAACAAGCUGCACUGACACAGACGCAUGACACGGUGCAAUCUCAGUUGGAUGACGAGAAAGCCAAGCUCAGUCUGUUCGACGACGAACUUGGAGCUCUGGAGGAAGCCAUGAGGUCAAAGAAUGCACGAAUCACGGAGGAGGGGCUGGAGAUGCAGAAGCUGGGCCAUCAGAUUGAGCGUUUCCACAAGGAACAACAAGGCGCUGCAGACAACGUGGCUCAUUUGGAAUCCGAACAUGAGUGGAUUCAGGACGAGAAGGACAAGUUUGGCCGGAGUGGGACGCCGUAUGACUUUCAGGGCCAGAACAUUGGGGAAUGCAAAUCUACUCUGCGAAACCUGACAGACCGAUUCCAGGGCAUGAAGAAGAAGAUCAACCCCAAGGUGAUGAAUAUGAUUGACAGCGUCGAGAAGAAGGAGGUGACGCUGAAACAUAUGAUCAAGACGGUCAUCCGCGACAAGCGAAAGAUUGAGGAGACGAUUGUCAGCCUCGACGACUACAAGAAGAAGGCGUUGCACCAGACGUGGGAAAAGGUGAAUGGGGACUUUGGGCAGAUAUUUUCCGAAUUCCUUCCGGGCGGCAGCUUCGCCAAGCUCGAUCCGCCCGAAGGCAAGACCAUCAGCGACGGGCUUGAAGUCAAAGUAUGCCUGGGCAAAGUGUGGAAACAAAGUUUAACAGAGCUGAGUGGCGGUCAAAGAUCCUUGGUUGCGCUGGCGCUUAUCAUGGCGCUUUUGCAGUUCAAGCCAGCUCCCAUGUACAUUCUUGACGAGGUCGAUGCAGCCCUGGAUCUUUCUCACACACAAAACAUCGGGCGGCUCAUCAAGACACGCUUCAAGGGCUCCCAAUUCAUUGUCGUCAGUCUAAAGGAUGGCAUGUUCCAGAACGCCAACCGUAUUUUCAGGACACGGUUCAGCGAGGGCACAAGCAUGGUGCAGGCGUUGACGCCGGCUGAUAUGAGGUAG
Ustilaginoidea virens is the source of this 3543-nucleotide messenger RNA. RefSeq lists its product as uncharacterized. The transcript has 5 exons. Lineage: Eukaryota; Fungi; Ascomycota; Sordariomycetes; Hypocreales; Clavicipitaceae. The record is from RefSeq and is a predicted model, not a curated record. Gene Ontology annotation, cellular component: chromosome. The coding region runs from base 1 to 3543 and encodes 1180 amino acids. Gene Ontology annotation, molecular function: protein binding; ATP binding; ATP hydrolysis activity. Gene Ontology annotation, biological process: chromosome organization.